UUUUUUAGUUUGAGACUUUGGGAUUAAUCUUUCCGAGUUCUUCCUGCCACUUCCACUCCAUUUCCACAUCGCGGAGACGAGGGUCCAUCAGCACCAGGCCAAGUGUAACGGAAAAUGUGGUCGUCAAUGCUGGAAGCAGCCAAAAUGAGCCCCUUCGCGGGGCCCUUCUCACAGGCCAAGUGCCAGGCUGUCAAUGACGAGGAGAAGUCGUUGAUUCCGAGCAGGAAAAUUGGAGCUUUCAGUGUUGCUGAGGGAGACAGCUGUGAAUUCGGAUCUAACCACUACUUUUUACUAUGCGGUCUUGGUGGUAUUCUGUCGUGUGGGUUGACCCAUACGAUGGUGACACCCCUUGACUUGGUGAAAUGUCGUAUUCAGGUUGAUCCCGCCAAGUACAAGUCCGUUGUCACCGGAUUCAGGGUGACGCUUGCUGAGGAUGGAAUGAAGGGUUUGGCCAGGGGCUGGGCUCCCACCUUCUUCGGAUAUUCCAUGCAGGGAAUGUUCAAGUUCGGUCUCUACGAGGUCUUCAAGGUUUACUAUGCCAAUUUGAUCGGUGAGGAGAUGUCCUACGAGUACAGGACGAGCUUGUACCUGGCAGCAUCAGCAUCUGCUGAAUUCUUCGCUGACAUUGCUCUUUCACCUAUGGAAGCUGCCAAGGUUCGCAUCCAGACGAUGCCUGGCUUCGCCAACACCCUCAGGGAGGCACUCCCCAAGAUGUACGAGGGAGAGGGUCUCGGUGGCUUCUACAAGAGUCUUGUGCCCCUCUGGCUUCGUCAAAUCCCGUACACCAUGAUGAAGUUCGCUUGCUUCGAGCGGACCCUUGAGCUUCUCUACAAGUACGUCGUACCCAAGCCACGUGAGUCCUGCAGCAAGGGCGAACAGCUCGUCGUCACCUUCGCUGCUGGGUACAUCGCUGGUGUGUUCUGUGCCAUCGUCUCUCAUCCCGCUGAUUCCGUCGUUUCCAAGCUCAACCAAGAGAAAGGAGCAUCUGCAGGUCAGGUCCUCAAGAAACUAGGUUUCGCCGGUGUCUGGAAGGGUCUUGCUCCCAGGAUCGUGAUGAUUGGUACUCUGACAGCAGCCCAAUGGUUCAUCUACGACGCAGUCAAGGUCUACCUCCGUAUGCCACGACCACCACCACCAGAGAUGCCCGAGUCUCUCAAGAAGAAGUACGGGCUCGCCUAAGGAACCCAAUCUCCAGGCGCGGUUGUAUCCAACGCCGCAUAGACAAUGAAUAAAGGAAAAUUGAGAAAAUGAAGAACAAAAAAAUGGAAAAAAAACAUUAGAAAAAUUUCACAUCUUAUAAAAUCCUUCCUCGGGGAAUUCACUCGCCUAGAUAGUUACGAUUAACGAAUCUUCAUUAAGUGCUCAGUAUUCUUAAUUUCAAUAAAAAUUUCACCCUAUUUCCCGUUUUUUUGGGGAUUCAAUGACAAUUGCGAGUCACACUGCCGCGUUUGAAAAAUUGAGGAUUUUGCAUUGGCUGAGAUGUUUCAGUUUUUAUUUUUUAUCCGAUUGAGACGUUCAGUUGCAUUAACAUGUUCCGCAGGUUGAGAUUGUCAUUUUGGGUUCUGUAUAUUGAAUAUUGCGUAGAUAUUCAAUCCGUUGUUCUGUACAUAGGGUGUUCAGUGAAUAAAAGUGGAUACGAUUGCUCCAUAA
Molecule: messenger RNA, 1650 nt
Organism: Diachasma alloeum
Lineage: Eukaryota; Metazoa; Arthropoda; Insecta; Hymenoptera; Braconidae
Gene: Mpcp1
Product: phosphate carrier protein, mitochondrial
Exons: 6
Coding region: 115-1179 (354 amino acids)
Biological process (GO): mitochondrial phosphate ion transmembrane transport
Cellular component (GO): mitochondrial inner membrane
Molecular function (GO): phosphate transmembrane transporter activity
Source: RefSeq, a predicted model, not a curated record